UUACAUACUAUAUAUUAAAAAAUCUAUGAUUUAGCAAAAAUACUCUUUUUUAAUUUCAAUUACCUCAAACACCUGUCCAACAGAAGUGGGCAUAUAUGUUUAUUACAUUUACAUACUUAUCAAGAGGCAUAAAUAAAUACAUUGUCGUAUCACAGAAAUUAAGGUUAAAGGUUAGGUUGAUCGUUAAAUGAGAAUCAGUCUCAUUACUUGAGCCCGGGAACAGGACGUAGGGCUCAGUUAUAUCCUUGAAUAACUUAAGUAAAAUGGUGCUAUUACUAUUUGGAUACGCUUUAUAUUAUAGACGAAGACUUCGAAUUAUAAAAAUUCAAAGUGAUGGCGCACAUGAGGUCAUGUUGGCCAAGGCCAAAAAACCGCAAGUGGCCAGCAAAGAAGCCCAGAGUGCGGAAGAAUAUGAAGCUCUUCAAAAUUUCCUACGUAGCAUCAGUUCCACAGCAACUCUACCUCCUUACGUGAAGGGAGAAACCUAUUCUUCCGUUCGAGGUGUUUUCAAUCAGUGUCUAAUAACCUGCGCAGUUCUUAUCUUGGCGGCGGGCGCAGGGCACCCUAUUGGAUUUUCAGCAGUCGCUCUGCCACAACUACGCACAGAAAAUUCCUCAAUGAGGAUUGACGAUGAGAUGGGAUCAUGGAUAGCGAGCAUCCAUUCAGCAGCAACACCAUUAGGCUCGAUGUUAUCUGGUCCUAUAAUGGAGGCUAUAGGGCGACGGAAAACUCUACAAGCGUCUACUCUACCGCUGAUAGUAGGAUGGAUUCUCAUAGGAACAGCAUCCCAUCAUGCUCUUUUGCUUUUGGGAAGAAUCGUGUGUGGUUUCGCAGUUGGCAUUCUUGCGGCACCCUCACAAGUGUACUUAGGAGAGAUCUCAGAGCCUCGGCUAAGGGGCUUGCUUAUAGGGACGCCUUUUGUAGCAUAUUCUCUAGGGGUACUAUAUGUGUACGCUCUGGGAGGCGCUCUAACGUGGCGGUCGGUAGCACAUUUAUCAAUAGUUUUACCGGUGCUAGCAUUUGCAGCUUUAUGCUUCUCACCAGAAAGCCCUACUUGGCUAGCUCGGCAAGGACGUUUCCAUGACGCUAUGGCAGCUAUGUCAAGAUUACGAGGAGAUUCAGAUACAGCGCAACGUGAACUACACGAAUUAAUAUCGGCUCGCGAAAAGGAAAAGGCGAGAGGCGAAGAGAGUAUCCGUUUUCUCGCUACUGUCCUACGGCCGCCAGUACUGAAGCCGCUUUUGCUUAUCAACGCGUUCAACAUGCUACAAAUUUUAUCUGGAAGUUAUGUUGUCAUAUUUUAUGCUGUUGACAUUGUUAAGGAUGCUGGAGGUUCUCUUAGUCCUCACAUGGCAGCGAACGCGAGCGCUUGUGUUAGACUUGCGGUCACUGUGGUCGCUUGCGUGCUCCUGCUAAAAGUAACCCGACGAUUCCUCGUGCUACUCUCAGGUAUCGGCACGGCAGUCUGCACCCUGGCUCUCGCCUUCCUUCUCAGCCAAGGCCCCGGAACAGGCGUGACUCCACCGACCCUUAUUCUUGGUUACGUCGCAUUUAAUACCUUAGGCUUUUUCCUUCUACCGGGCCUCAUGAUUGGUGAACUUCUGCCUACAAAAGUGCGCGGUCUUUGUGGAGGUUACAUUUUCUGCCUUUUUAACGCUGUCCUCUUCGGCUUCACAAAAUUAUACCCUAUUAUGAAAAAUAGUAUCGGCAUGGCUGGAGUGUUUGGACUUUUUGGCGCUGCAGCAUCGCUCGCUACCAUUGUCCUAUUCUUGCUACUUCCGGAAACUAAAGGCAAAUCUCUUAUCCAAAUAGAACAGUAUUACCAAAAGCCUAAUAUACUUUGGGUGACACGUAAAAGGACGGCAGAUACUCAGAACAUUUGAAAUGCUAGAAAAGUAUUAUGAUAUUACUUAAAUAAUAGUAAACAAUUAAGGUCAUGAGCGCCGGAUACCGGAGCUCCGACGACUCACGGUUUUCUGCGACAUUAUCACUAAGCUUGCCAAGUAUUACCAUGUUCCUAAUAUUAACUUGUCGCAUUCAAUAAACCCGUGUUCAUAUAUAUUCUUGAGAAUAUGCUGCUUAAAAUGUAAUUUAUAAACGUUUACACUUAUACGAGUUCUUAUUUAAGAAUAUAUUGAAUGAGGCACGAUAUUAAAAAAAUUGCAACACAAAUGGUUAUGUUUAAUUAUACAAAAUUCAAAAGCUAAGAUUGCCUUAAUUGAAUCCAAGGUAUUUUAAAUAUAAAAUGUUGUAAAGUAGCUAUAAAUAAAAUUAACGUCUUGCGUCUUUUAUUUAAUUGUUUAUGUAAUAUGUAGAAGGUGAUAUAAGCUUGAUGUAUAAUCUAUUUUGCCUGAUAUAAAAAUGUAUAUAAUAUUAUGUAAAAUGACAAAAAAUAUUUUUAUAAGGCAUUUUAACCGUGACCAAUUAAUUAUUUAUUUUAUUGUACAGACUUUGUAUUUGUAAACGACGUUAAAUAUAUUUUAUGAAACCGUUUAAAAUUUAAAUGUAUGGUAUGCCAAGUGUGCAUAGACCAUAACGGACGAAAAAGAUUUGAUAAUACGUACUUUUAUAUAAGUAAAAACAAAUGCUAAUUCAUUCUUUUUUCAUUGGAAUUUGAGUAGCAUGAAGAUAUAUUUUUUUUAACUGUGAUAACUUUUCCAAUUCCUAGAAUAAUAACUACUUAAUAUGUUGAUUCGCAAUGACACAGAAGUUGGACAUAUCUAAGAAAGUUCACAUAUGAUAAUCUUAGCAAGAAUUAGUUUUUGUUUUACAAAUUAUUUCUGCCUAACAUUUCACGCUCGGCAGAGAGAGAAAUAUCGUAUCGCACACAUGACGUUUAUAUCAACAUGGACUUAGGUUUAUCCCAUUGAAAUGUUUGUAAUAUGUUCAUUUUAGAAAAAAUAAAGAAUUAUAUUUUUAUUAAGAUUUCCUAACAUUAUCCAAGUAAUUUCAUUUCUCAUGUACAAUUAACCGUGUCAGUGCAGCGUAACGAGUAGGUAUCUACCGCGUCAUUUGUGAUAUGAGGAUUUUUUAUCUGUGAUUUAUACAGUGUCCAUAAAUAAUACAACCUAGGUGCUUCUUAAAAAAUGUAUUUAUGUUAGUAGUUAUUUUUAUGCCUAGGAAGUUUUAUGUGAUACAAAUAAAUAAAAUUCUAAUUAUGAUA
Molecule: messenger RNA, 3163 nt
Organism: Nymphalis io (European peacock)
Lineage: Eukaryota; Metazoa; Arthropoda; Insecta; Lepidoptera; Nymphalidae
Product: facilitated trehalose transporter Tret1-like
Exons: 7
Coding region: 264-1883 (539 amino acids)
Biological process (GO): transmembrane transport
Cellular component (GO): membrane
Molecular function (GO): transmembrane transporter activity
Source: RefSeq, a predicted model, not a curated record